CGUCGUCCCCGCCUCUUCCCGAGGGGCAGCGUCGGAGCCUCGGAGGCGGCGGAGCUUGCGGCCUGAGGAGAGCGUCUCGCUCCGGAGCGGCGGCGGCCACCGAGACCCACCCAAAGGCGCGACCCCACCCCGGCCUCCCAGCGCUCCCAGGCCUCAGCGGCCGCGCCCCUUCAGCUCGCUCGCUCGCUCUCCUUCCCUGCUGCCCGCUGCGCCAUGGCGUUGGCGUUGGCGGCGCUAGCGGCGGUCGAGCCGGCCUGCGGCAGCAGGUACCAGCAGUUGCAGAAUGAAGAGUCUGGAGAACCUGAACAGGCUGCAGGUGGUGCUGCACCACCUUACAGCAGCAUUUCUGCAGAAAGCGCAGCAUAUUUUCACUACAAGGAUGAGUCUGGGUUUCCAAAGCCCCCAUCUUACAAUGUGGCUGCAACACUGCCCAGUUAUGAUGAAGCGGAGAGGACCAAGGCUGAAGCUACUAUCCCUUUGGCUCCUGGAAGAGAUGAGGAUUUUGUGGGUCGGGAUGAUUUCCGUGAUGCUGAUCAGCUGAGGAUAGGAAACGAUGGGAUUUUCAUGUUAACUUUUUUCAUGGCAUUCCUCUUUAACUGGAUUGGGUUUUUCCUGUCUUUUUGCCUGACCACUUCAGCUGCAGGAAGGUAUGGGGCCAUUUCAGGAUUUGGUCUCUCUCUAAUUAAAUGGAUCCUGCUUGUCAGGUUUUCCACCUAUUUUCCUGGAUAUUUUGAUGGUCAGUACUGGCUCUGGUGGGUGUUCCUGGUUUUAGGCUUUCUCCUGUUUCUCAGAGGAUUUAUCAAUUAUGCAAAAGUUCGGAAGAUGCCAGAAACGUUAUCAAACCUCCCCAGAACCAGAGUUCUCUUUAUUUAUUAAAGAUGUUUUCUGGCAAAGGCCUUCCUUCAUUUAUGAAUUCUCUCUCAAGAGAGCACCUGCAGGAAGUGAAUCAAGAUGCAGAACAGAGGAAGAAUCAACUGCUUUAAUAAAAUAAAGUACUGUUGA
This is a messenger RNA of Cebus imitator (Panamanian white-faced capuchin), 1002 nucleotides long. RefSeq names its product NEDD4 family-interacting protein 1. The record is from RefSeq and is a predicted model, not a curated record. The transcript has a single exon. Gene Ontology annotation, cellular component: Golgi apparatus; endoplasmic reticulum; perinuclear region of cytoplasm. The coding region runs from base 214 to 876 and encodes 220 amino acids. Lineage: Eukaryota; Metazoa; Chordata; Mammalia; Primates; Cebidae. Gene Ontology annotation, biological process: positive regulation of protein ubiquitination; ubiquitin-dependent protein catabolic process; vacuolar transport. Gene Ontology annotation, molecular function: WW domain binding.